AUGGCGUGCACGGCUACCGUUGCGGCCACGGCCACGCCACCGCCGCCGUCGGUGUCGAUGCCGUGCGUCUCUGUCAGCAACUCCACCGAUGUGCUCAUCAUUGCCGAUAUGCAGGUUGACUUUCUGGUGCCCGGCGCCCCUCUCCUUGUCAAGAGGGGGGAGUCCCUGCUGGCUGGCAUCAACGCUGUUUCUGCCAGCCUUCCGUUCCGCUACCAGGUGGCCACGCAGGACUGGCACCCGGCAAACCACUGCUCCUUCAUCGCCCAGGGCGGCCCGUGGCCGCAGCACUGUGUUCAGGGCUCGGCGGGGGCACAGCUCCAUCCAGGGCUCCGCACGGAGCGCGUCAACACGAUUAUACGCAAAGGCGUCUCGCAAGAGGUAGACAGCUACUCCGCCUUCCUAGACGACAAUGGGUCGCCGACGGGCCUCGCCGGGCUGCUACACUCGAUUGGCGCUCGCCGUGUGUUUGUCUGCGGGGUGGCUUACGACUUCUGCGUCUUCUUCACAGCAAUGGACGCGUGCAAGAGCGGCUUCAAGGUCGUGUUACUGGAGAACUUGACGGCCGCCGUGGACGACGCGGCGUGGCCGGCGCGAACAGAGGAGCUGAAGAAGGCCGGCGUUGUGCUGCUGCAGAGCUCCGCACUCGUGGCAAAUGGUUCACAGACGUGA
Messenger RNA from Leishmania braziliensis MHOM/BR/75/M2904, 669 nucleotides. RefSeq names its product alpha/beta-hydrolase-like protein. The record is from RefSeq and is a predicted model, not a curated record. Lineage: Eukaryota; Euglenozoa; Kinetoplastea; Trypanosomatida; Trypanosomatidae. Bases 1 to 669 code for a protein of 222 amino acids. The transcript has a single exon.